CUGAAUCCCAACCAAAGGAACGCCAUACUGAAUACUGAUCAGCUAUUGACAUCUCCAGUUCCCUACGUUCUUGACAACAGUCUAGACAUGAAUGCCAAAGGAGUUAUCCUACGAGCUUUAGACCAGUUCAGACUGAAGACGUGCAUUAACUUCAAGCCAAGGACCUCUGAGCUGUACUACAUAACUGUUCAGAAGUUAGGCGGAUGUUUCUCGUAUAUAGGUAGAGUAAUCGCCAACGGACAAGUGUUAUCUAUUGGAAAUGGUUGUGACGAUAUGUCAGUAGUGGAGCAUGAGUUCAUGCACGCGCUUCGCUUCUAUCAUGAGCAAGCCAGAUAUGAGAGAGAUGAUUACGUGCGGAUUGUCUGGGAAAACAUAUUAAAAGGUUACGAAAGGAAUUUUGCCAAAUCAACGGUCAAUGACACCACCAACCUAGAUACUCUAUAUGACUACAUCUCAGUGAUGCACUAUGGCAAAGAUUUCUUUACCAACGGCAACGGAUCCACCAUCAUCACUCUUCAGUCCGAGUUCCAGGAUGUGAUUGGCCAACGCCUGGAAAUGAGCCCCAACGACGUCCUGAAGAUAAACAGACUCUACAGCUGCAAUAAAAGUGUUGCGUUUAUGGAAUACUGCAGUUUCUCGGAGGAGGGUAUGUGUGGGGUGAGACGCUGUUCGAGGAUUGUGGAGAACAACUGGAAUAGAGUGGCGAGCGCUGUUGGGGGUCCUUCUAGUGACCACACCAACCUGGGUACCAGCAUGAAUGGGACUGGAUUGUUCAUGUACUCCAGCACAGCUUCAGGGCAGGAGGGGGACUCGGCCUGGCUGGAGAGCAGGAGGAUGACUCCCAGCAGGCUGUGCAAUGUCCAGUGUCUGCAGUUUUACUACUACCACAGUGGGAACCAGUCAGACCAGCUCAACAUCUGGAUCCGAGAAUACCAGGAUGAGAGUGACUCCAGAGGAACGCUGCGCCUCAUGGGACAGAUCACAGGUCCAGCCUCUAACCACUGGCAGCUGCACCACGUGCCUCUGAACGCCACCAAAAGCUUCCAGGUGGAGUUUGAGGUGCGUAAAGGAGCAGGAAGUUCUACCGGAGGCUUCGCCAUCGACGACAUCAACCUGUCAGAGACCGAGUGUCCCCAUCUGACCUGGCAGAUCAGGAACUUUGAGAACCGUCUAACAACUAGCAGCCUUGGCACUUUUCUGUACAGCCCUCGACUGUACUCUAGUGAAGGAUAUGCGUACCAGAUAGUGGUUAUAUUAUCCAGGAGUUAUUUUGGCACAGCUGUCCGACUGGUGUCUGGUCAGCAUGACGACCAGCUCCAGUGGCCUUGUCCCUGGAGGCAGGUGACCUUCCAGGCUCUGGACCAGAACCCUCAGAUCCAGCUGCAGAUGUCCAAAAGGUUUAGCCUCACCACUGACCCUACAGAGACUGAGGGGGUUAAUGCAACCUUCGUAUGGGACAACCCACGUAAGGUUGGAAGACUUUACACUGACGAGAACAAUGAGCAGUUCUAUGGAAACAGUCUGUUUGGAAGACCAUUCUUCAGCAGGCUGAUUGACAUGAAAACCCAAAACUUCCUCAAGGGCGGCGAUGCCAUCAUCCUUGCAUCCUUCCAAGACAUCUCCCCUCUCCUCCAGAACAAUUCUCUUCCGUGCCCUACACUCCCACCUGUGACGUUUAGCAGCCAGACACCACAGGACCUGGACGAGGGUACAUGUGCCACACGGUUCAUUAACACCACCACUCUGCCCCCUACAACCAUUAAGACCGCUCUGCCCCCUACAACCAUUAAGACCGCUCUGCCCCCAACAACCAUUAAGACCACUCUGCCCCCUACAACCAUUAAGACCGCUCUGCCCCCUACAACCAUUAAGACCGCUCUGCCCCCAACAACCAUUAAGACCACUCUGCCCCCUACAACCAUUAAGACCGCUCUGCCCCCUACAACCAUUAAGACCGCUCUGCCCCCAACAACCAUUAAGACCACUCUGCCCCCUACAACCAUUAAGACCGCUCUGCCCCCUACAACCAUUAAGACCCCUCUGCCCCCAACAACCAUUAAGACCACUCUGCCCCCUACAACCAUUAAGACCGCUCUGCCCCCUACAACCAUUAAGACCGCUCUGCCCCCUACAACCAUUAAGACCGCUCUGCCCCCAACACCCCUUAAGACCACUCUGCCCCCUACAACCAUUAAGACCGCUCUGCCCCCUACAACCAUUAAGACCACUCUGCCCCCAACAACCAUUAAGACCACUCUGCCCCCAACAACCAUUAAGACCACUCUGCCCCCAACAACCAUUAAGACCGCUCUGCCCCCAACAACCAUUAAGACCACUCUGCCCCCUACAACCAUUAAGACCGCUCUGCCCCCUACAACCAUUAAGACCGCUCUGCCCCCUACAACCAUUAAGACCACUCUGCCCCCUACAACCAUUAAGACCGCUCUGCCCCCUACAACCAUUAAGACCGCUCUGCCCCCAACAACCAUUAAGACCACUCUGCCCCCAACAACCAUUAAGACCGCUCUGCCCCCUACAACCAUUAAGACCGCUCUGCCCCCAACAACCAUUAAGACCGCUCUGCCCCCUACAACCAUUAAGACCACUCUGCCCCCAACAACCAUUAAGACCACUCUGCCCCCUACAACCAUUAAGACCGCUCUGCCCCCUACAACCAUUAAGACCGCUCUGCCCCCAACAACCAUUAAGACCACUCUGCCCCCAACAACCAUUAAGACCACUCUGCCCCCAACAACCAUUAAGGCCACUCUGCCCCCAACAACCAUUUGUAUCUUUGGCUUCUCUCCUGGUGUGGCGUCUUCCCCUGUGCUGCUGCUACUGACUCUCCUGUUUCUGCUGACUCACUGA
This is a messenger RNA of Osmerus eperlanus (European smelt), 2868 nucleotides long. RefSeq names its product meprin A subunit beta-like. The transcript is spliced from 11 exons. Lineage: Eukaryota; Metazoa; Chordata; Actinopteri; Osmeriformes; Osmeridae. Gene Ontology annotation, biological process: proteolysis. Gene Ontology annotation, cellular component: membrane. The record is from RefSeq and is a predicted model, not a curated record. Bases 88 to 2868 code for a protein of 926 amino acids. Gene Ontology annotation, molecular function: zinc ion binding; protein binding; metalloendopeptidase activity.